Messenger RNA from Gracilinanus agilis (Agile Gracile Mouse Opossum), 1883 nucleotides. RefSeq names its product DnaJ heat shock protein family (Hsp40) member B14 (gene DNAJB14). Gene Ontology annotation, molecular function: Hsp70 protein binding. The record is from RefSeq and is a predicted model, not a curated record. The transcript has 8 exons. Lineage: Eukaryota; Metazoa; Chordata; Mammalia; Didelphimorphia; Didelphidae. Bases 1 to 1134 code for a protein of 377 amino acids. Gene Ontology annotation, biological process: cellular response to misfolded protein. Gene Ontology annotation, cellular component: endoplasmic reticulum membrane.
AUGGAGGGGAACCGGGACGAGGCGGAGAAAUGCAUCGAGAUCGCCAGGGAAGCGUUGGAGGCCGGCAAUCGCGACCGGGCCCUGCGCUUCCUGCACAAGGCGGAGAAGCUCUACCCGUCCCCCACGGCCCGAGUACUUCUGGAAGCAAUUAUGAAAAAUGGAAGCACAGCUGCAAAUGGACCACAUUGUCGAAAACCGUCAAGUGGUGGUGAUCAUAACAGAUCCAAUAAUAUGAAGGAUGGUGCUGGUGGUGAAAGUGGAAAAGCCUAUACCAAAGAUCAAGUAGAUGGAGUCCUCAGCAUAAACAAGUGUAAAAAUUACUAUGAAGUACUGGGAGUCACAAAAGAUGCCAGUGAUGAGGAUUUGAAGAAAGCUUACAGAAAGCUUGCUUUGAAGUUUCAUCCAGAUAAAAACCAUGCACCUGGAGCAACAGAUGCUUUUAAAAAGAUUGGAAAUGCCUAUGCAGUUUUAAGCAAUCCUGAAAAAAGAAAGCAGUAUGACCUCACAGGCAAUGAAGACCAAGCGUGUAAUCACCAAAACAAUGGUAGAUUUAAUUUCCACAGAGGUUGUGAAGCUGAUAUAACUCCAGAAGAUUUGUUUAAUAUAUUCUUUGGUGGUGGAUUUCCAUCAGGUAGUGUACAUGCAUUUUCUAAUGGGAGAGCUGGAUAUAGCCAUCACCACCAACAUCGGCAUAGUGGACAUGAGAGAGAAGAAGAAAGAGGCGAUGGAGGGUUCUCUGUGUUUAUACAGCUGAUGCCUAUUGUAGUCUUGAUUCUUGUGUCCUUGUUAAGCCAGUUGAUGGUCUCUAAUCCUCCUUACUCCUUAUAUCCCAGAUCUAGUUCAGGACAAACUGUUAAAAUGAAGACAGAAAACUUGGGUGUUGUUUAUUAUGUCAACAAGGAGUUUAAGAAUGACUACAAAGGAACGUUAUUACAAAAGGUAGAAAAAAGUGUGGAAGAAGAUUAUGUAACUAAUAUUCGAAAUAAUUGCUGGAAAGAAAGACAACAAAAAACAGAUAUGCAGUAUGCAGCAAAAGUAUACCGGGAUGAUCGACUACGAAAAAAGGCAGAAUCACUUAACAUGGACAACUGUAAAGAAUUAGAGCGGCUGACUAGUCUCUAUAGAGGAGGAUGAACUGGGAUUUUCAUUUGCAUCUUUUAGCACACUUUUUUUUUCUGUACAAAAAGACAUUUAGUUUCAUUGUUAAAUCUCAAAAAAGAGUUGGAUGUUAAAAACUAAACUGGAUAGUUGCUCCCGAACUCUUAUGCUAUAGGACUCAAAACAGUUAAUGGCUUCUUUACAUAGUAAGAAAUUGAAAACUAAAAUUCGUGAUUUAGUAUGCAUCACUUAAUUGAUAUUUACUUUUUCUUCCAAUGCUUACAUAAUUCUUUAACUACAAAUUAUUCAGAAAAGGAUUAUCUUGCCUACAGCAGUUUUGCAGUUAUAGUGAUUCUCCUCUUCUCCCCUGGUCAUGUAAAUAUUUAUGGGAAAAAAAAAAACCAUUUUGUGUAUAUACAAGUUAUUGACUUUAUAUUUUAAAGUCUCAGAAGUUUAGCUCCAUGAAACACUUCUGCUCCCUGAUGAAUAAAUAUAUGGCUAUGUUACUUUUUCCUUGUCAGGUGUCCAGGUGUGGAGUUUUAAACAAUGACACUUUUUUUUUAAGGCAAUUUAACUUUGUGUAAUAAUCUUCUAGCUUUAUCUGCUUAGAAGAAUUUAAUAUUUUUAAAUGUAUAUUCCUGAAUAUAUGUUGAGAUGAAUUGAACUGGUGUAGAUUAUCAGUUUGCCAUUUAGUUUUUAUGAAUUGCUAAGCAAUGUGAGGAAAUGAAAAGUUAUUCUGAUUAAUUUAAAAAUAAAUAUAAUAAAAAUGCUAUACAGAUACUUAA